AUUAUUGGAAACUAAAUCAGAACAUGUCAAAGGAAAAACAGAGAGUUGAAAAUUGAAAGCCCGCUGAAUCAAACGCCAUCAACGCGCGGCAAUCACUGCCCUUAAAUACAAGAUCUCACAAGAAACCCAGAAACCAGCGACCCUUUCUUCUUCCUGCAAUUCUUGCAAGAUGGGUAAAGGAAUAUGGAUUCACUGGGCGAUCAUGGCGCUUCACGUCGUCGCCAUUCUCUUAUUCACCAGAGGUUUUCUUCUCACCCGGACGGAGCUUCCCUUUUACAGCAACUGCUCCGACGCUUCCCAAUCGCCUUGCUCAUACUCCGUUCCAGAAACCCAGAACCGGAAUGACACCGUUGAGCCGAAUCAGCAGCGUUGCUGGAGCAAGCCUGCUGUUGGGCGGCUUGUAAUCAUCGUUUUCGACGCUCUCAGGUUUGAUUUUGUAGCUCCGAGUACUUUCUUUCAGGAAUUGAAGCCAUGGAUGAACAAAUUACAGCUUAUACAAGACCUGGCAGCUAGAAAUGCAUCGUCUGCUCGGAUUUUCAAAGCCAUAGCUGAUCCGCCCACGACGAGUUUGCAGCGUUUGAAGGGCUUGACAACUGGUGGAUUGCCGACUUUUAUUGAUGUUGGGAACAGCUUUGGUGCUCCGGCUAUAGUUGAAGAUAACUUGAUACAUCAGUUGGCUAAAAAUGGAAAGCGAGUUGUGAUGAUGGGUGAUGAUACAUGGACGCAGUUGUUUCCUCAUCACUUUGAAAAAUCUUUUCCUUACCCCUCUUUUAAUGUUAGAGAUCUUGAUACGGUGGACAACGGAUGCAUUGACCACCUUCUUCCAUUCUUGUACCAAGAAGAUUGGGAUGUUCUUAUCGCACACUUUCUUGGAGUGGAUCAUGCUGGGCACAUAUUUGGGGUUGAUUCUGUGCAAAUGAUAGAAAAGUUGGAGCAAUAUAACAAUGUCUUGCUGAAAGUAGUUGAAGCACUGGAGAGGCAGUCUGCGCCAGGGGGCAUACAUGAGAAUACUCUUCUACUUGUGAUGGGCGAUCAUGGUCAGACUGUGAAUGGAGAUCAUGGUGGAGGAAGUGCUGAAGAGGUUGAGACAUCCAUGUUUGCUGUGAGCUUUAAGAAUCCUCCAUCUCCCAUACCAUUAGAGUGUGAUACUUCAUCUUGUGAACUAGACUUGGAUGGGAGGAAUAUAUGUGCCAGUUCCUUCCAGCAGCUUGACUUUGCAGUGACAAUAUCAGCGCUUCUUGGUAUCCCCUUUCCUUUUGGAAGUAUUGGGCGAGUUAAUCCUCAGCUAUACGCUUUAGGUGCUGGAACAUGGAAUUUUGAAGAUAGUGUGGGCAAUUCCCAAAGUCAUUCAAAGUUGGAACAAUGGAUGCUGAAUUAUGCCAAUGUACUCUGCACCAAUUCUUGGCAGGUAAAAAGAUAUAUAGAUAUUUAUUCAGCUUCAUCAGUUAUUGGAUUUUCCCACGAAGACUUGUUACACAUAGCAGACAUGUAUGCUAAAGCAGAAGAGAAAUGGUCACAUACUACAAAGAAAUUGCUGUCACAUGAAAAGGAAAGCCAGAAUGAAUUAUUGCCCACUCUUAAGAGGCAAAUUGAUUUGUAUUCUGAUUUCCUGGCAAGUGUUGCUGAACUUGCACGCUCCAAAUGGACCGAGUUUAAUUUAAAGAUGAUGGGUGCUGGACUUGGCAUUAUGUUGAUGUCACUUCUUAUGCAUUUUAUUGCAAUUAAGAAAGUGAAAGAGCAAUAUGGUUUUUCUUUUACUUCAUCUGGAGAUUCUGGGAUAUCCUUUGGUUUAAUUUUUUCUUGUUUUAUGGUGGUGAUGCGUGCAUGCAGCUUCCUCUCGAAUAGUUUUAUCUUGGAAGAAGGAAAAGCUGCAUGCUUUCUUUUGGCCACGACUGGACUGAUUAAGAUGCGAUAUUCAAUCAUGAAGAAGAAGAUGAUUUUAGAAGCAUUUGUUUUCCUUCUUCUGAUCACCAUUUGCAGAUUUACUAUUGAAGUUGGAAUGUCAAAGCAGGCUCCUAGUUCUGAAAUUAUUAAUGCAUAUCCUUCAUGGAUGCUCAGGAUCACUUCAGGGUUUCCAGUUUGGAAUAUUCUCGCUGGAGUUUUACCAGUAGUUGCCCUGAUUCUAUUGGCAAUCUUGCUGCGCAAGGCUAUUACUGGAAGCUCUUCUGAGGGGAUUUGGAAGUAUAUUGUCAUAGGAACUAAUAUAAGUUAUAUACUAAUAGCAGUGCAUUGGGCUUCAGAAAGUAACAUAUUGAAUCUGGACGAGGUGCUUAAAGGCAAUGGAAGAAAUAACCUUCCUCGACUGAUAUAUGCCAUUGGAUUUGGACAGUUGUUUUUACUGGCAUUUAAUCAGUUUUUCAAUAGGGGGAAAUCCUCAGAUUGCAGCAAAGUCUUAUAUAUUAAAACAGUGGCCAUGUUUUCUGCCUGGAGCUCAACAGUCAUUCUUCUGUUGGGAAAGCAGGGGCCCUGGAUUGCUUUAGCAUUCCUUAUUGGAGGUUAUUGCAUAAUGAGGCUGGAUAACAUAGAACUGGAUGCCAAAGAUGGAGGCAGUUGGAAUACGUCGCUUGAUCCCGUCCCUGUAACUCAAUGGAGCCUUUUUGCUGUGUGCCUGUUUUUCUGCACUGGUCAUUGGUGUGCUUUUGAUGGCCUCCGAUACGGCGCUGCAUUUAUUGGGUUCGAUGAGUUCGUCCUAGGUCCCCAAGCAAUCCUCCUUACAAUGGACACAUUUGGUUUUUCUCUCAUCCUUCCAAUAUUUGGACUUCCGUUUCUUGUUGCACGCAUGGGUCAGACCGAGAAAGGGAAGAAAUUCAUGCUCACGCGACUAUCUCUAGUGUAUAUGAUUUAUGGGGUCAUCACGGCCACUUUGGUCACAGCCACUAUAAUAUGCGUUGCAAUGCAUAGGCGGCAUCUAAUGGUAUGGGGUUUAUUUGCUCCUAAGUUUGUUUUCGAUGUGGCUGGUCUUAUCCUCACGGACAUACUUGUUUGUGUGGCGUCACAUUACUAUUUCAGUCAAGUAGAAGAUGAUGAUGCUCUACAAGACCCGUUCAGCGAAAAAUAGAAACCAUACAUGAAUACUAUUUGAGCUGUAUCUGCUGCUGUUCAUGCUCAAACACGACCGGACUUGAGCGUGCACAAGCAAUGGUCGUCGAACCUGCCUAACCCGUUUUCCUUACGAUGUGGAUUGUACAAUAAGUUAUCGAUAGCUCGUGAUCUAACUGAAAAUGAUGGAAAAAUACAAAGGUGAUGUCUAGCUGGGAAGUGAAUGCAAUGAGCUUGUAAGAAGUUUGGAGGGAACAGAUUGGAAGAUCCGCUUGUAAACUCGGACAUGUGGAGUGCAAGGGGAGUUAAAUGUUGACGUUUUUGUAGGGUAGCUAUGGUCUUCCACUGUAAAGGCCACCAAAAGCAUCUAAUGCACCUCCUGGCCGUAACUUAGCAGCCAGAAUCUCACACCCCCGAAUAAGACUAAGCGAAGGCUCGGGUUCCAGUUGGAACUGCCUCUAGUAUGACAAAAAGAACGCUUUUGUGUAACCCAAAACGCCUUCGGUGCCGCCAGCUGGAUUGCUUCUCUAGGAAGCUCUUAUGUUCAUAAGUAUUUUUGUAAGAAUUGCUCUUAUGAUAAAUACGUUUAAAUUUUUAUUAGCUUGAUAAAGAUUGAACCUGGCAGGUGCUUCUCCAAAAAGCGCUUCUAUGAGCUAGAAGCACUUUUAAGUCCAAAUGCAGUUUAGAAUCACCUUUAGCUGUUGGACAAAGCUUUUGAAUUUUUUCAAAAAGCACUUUCAAAUGCAGUUUACAUUAACGCACUU
Pyrus x bretschneideri (Chinese white pear) is the source of this 3803-nucleotide messenger RNA. RefSeq names its product GPI ethanolamine phosphate transferase 3. Bases 170 to 3058 code for a protein of 962 amino acids. Gene Ontology annotation, biological process: GPI anchor biosynthetic process. Gene Ontology annotation, cellular component: endoplasmic reticulum membrane. The record is from RefSeq and is a predicted model, not a curated record. Lineage: Eukaryota; Viridiplantae; Streptophyta; Magnoliopsida; Rosales; Rosaceae. Gene Ontology annotation, molecular function: mannose-ethanolamine phosphotransferase activity. The transcript is spliced from 21 exons.